GCAAGAAAGAAGAAAAUUUAUCAACUACUCCUUUAGUAAUUGUAUCUAUUAAAGAUUGUAAAGUAGAUGAACCUGCUAAAGCACUAAAACGAUCUGUCGCACUAUCCAUUCGAAGCCAUUCUUGA
Molecule: messenger RNA, 125 nt
Organism: Dentiscutata heterogama
Lineage: Eukaryota; Fungi; Glomeromycota; Glomeromycetes; Diversisporales; Gigasporaceae
Source: the annotation of a GenBank genome assembly